GUUCAUUUAAGGUCUUCGUGAAACUUAUCAAUAUCUGCCACAGAGACGCUUAUUUGUUGGUCAGAAGUACAUUUACAUUUAUGUAGAAAAUUCAUUGAUUUUGAAGCGUACUUGGUCACGUUUUAAAAAGAUUUGAUAUUCGUACGAGUUGCGAGUAUUCAUACGCGCUCACCGGAAACGGUCUGUUACUUUUUCAAGUUGUGAAGGACGGGGAUGUCGCCCGUCUAAUCGGUAGAUCGUAGUGUAGUUUACUUUAGGAUUAUUGUAGCAGUGCAUUUUACGAAAUGGCUGAUACAGAGCAACAGGAUGGGGGACCAAGUGAAAAGGAGUCCACUAAACCCCCCAGCCCCAAGCCUGACCAAGAGGUGGCACCCCCAUUGGUAUCUGUGAAGGGAGAUGAAAAGAAGAAACCACCAGCGAAGCAAGCAGCGCAACCAAAGGUUACGCAGCAAAAGAAAAAUGUCCUCAGCAGUGAGGCCAUGAAAGAGAUGCAGAAGCGGGCAAAACAGAACCGCGAAGAAAGACAAAUGCAGUGUGAUGCAAGGCACCAGCAUAUGUUCCAACAACUGGCAAAUGCCCUGAACCUAGAAGUCAGUGCUGUGGAAGACUUUUUGUUUGGAGAUGAGAGGUUUGACAUGAUUGAGCCAUUUUUCAAGGAGAAUGGAACACGAAAACUUAUCUUCUUCUAUCAAGACGCAGGAAAUGGCCAGAAAAAACUCUUUUUAACCCCAGGAGAUGCAGAGGGUCUCCAUGGCAUUUGCUUGUACUUCUUACGAACAUCUCCAAAGGCCAUUACCCCUGCCAACAUUGCACAGGAGGUCAACUUUGGCAUGGUGGAUGCCACCGGAGGAAACGUCCUCAAUAGCAUGGAGAAAUACCUGUCCAAAAUCAUCCUGCCCGCCCUCAAGUCGCUUGAGGCCUGGGGCACCAUCUCCAUGCCCUCCUCCUCGGAGGAAAACGCAGAAAAGAAAACUGCCCCCCAAGUGGACGAGUUCCUGGAACAUUUGGAGAACUUCAUCAGCAACCUGCUGUCUGCUGUCGACAACAUGGAGGGACAGGUCACUCUGGCAGAGAACGGAAUCGGGGACGUCGUGGAUAGCUUUGCUUCUCCUCAAGAUUACCAGGCUGCAGCUGCCAACACUGAAUAUUUGGAAAAGUUUGAGAAUCUCCUGGCCACAUGGUCUAAGCAGAUUGAACAGGUAUUGGCUGAAUCGGAGCAGAUGAGGAGAGAAGCAGACGACAUUGGUCCAACAGCUGAGUUGGCUUACUGGAAGAGCAGGAUGGCCAAAUUCAACAAUUUGCUGGAACAAAUGAAGAGUCCCCGCUGUAAAGCUGUAGUUGGUGUGCUCCAAGUUGCCAAGUCAAAGUCACUCCGUAGAUGGAAGGAGUUGGAUGGUCAGAUCACAGACACAGCCAAUGAAGCCAAGGACAAUGUGAAGUACCUGUACACCUUGGACAAGUUCUUUGGUCCAUUGGUCAAAUGUACACCUGCCACAAUGGUGGAACACAUUCCAAGCCUGAUGAAUGCCAUCAGGAUGAUCUAUAGUAUUUCUCAGUAUUAUAACACCUCCGAGAGAAUGACCUCACUCUUUGUCAAGGUCACCAAUCAGAUGAUCACUACCUGCAAGGCCUACAUUAUGCAUGAUGUCAGUAAAAUCUGGGAAAUCCCAAGACCAGUGCUCCUGCAGAGAUUGAACGAGUGCAUCCAACUGAAUGAGGAGUACCAGAAACAGUUCCAGAGAACCAAGGAAAAGCUCCGAGAGAACCCGAAUGAGCGGCAGUUCGAGUUCAGUGAGAACUACAUCUUUGGUAAAUUUGACACAUUCUGCAAGCGUCUGGAGAAGAUAGCUGACAUGGUGAACACGAUGGAGAUGUUUUCUAGCCUUCACACAGUCAAGAUUGAAGGGAUCGACACCAUCGCUGUCAAGUACAAGACAAUUGUAGACGCCACCAAGAAGAAGAAUUAUAACAUCCUUGACCAUAGGAAAACAGAGUAUGAUGUAGAUUACAUUGAGUUCCGUAGUCAGAUUGAUGCCCUCAGAGCAAACAUCCAAAACUUCAUGGACUCUUGGUUUUCUAGGUCUCUAACUACUGAGAAAGCAGUGGAACUUCUGACUAAGUUUGAGAGCAUUGGAGGAGCAGAGCUGGACAUGAAUGAGAAGUACAUGCGGGUCCUGAUGAAUUAUGGGAAGGAUCUGGAGGCCAUCAGAAAGGCGUACCAGAAGUACAAGGCUGAGCCCCUGAUUCCCAGGAACUUGCCCCCAGUGGCCGGCCGAAUCGCCUGGUCAAGACAGUUAUACAGGAAGAUUGAACACCCAAUGAAAGUAUUCAAGACCAAGCCCGAGAUUCUGAAGCAUCCAGAGGCAAAGAAAAUUGUGAGGAAUUACAACAAAAUGGCUGGAGUUUUGUUAGAGUAUGAGAUGCUGUAUCACAGAGGCUGGUGCAGGGCUGUGGAGGCCGCUAAGGGGGGACUCAAUGCCUCCCUGCUGGUCCGCCACCCAGAGACCAACCAGUUGUACGUUAACUUUGACCCCCAAGUGUUGGAGUUGAUCCAGGAGUCUAAGUGUCUCCAGGCUCUGAAACUAGAGGUUCCAGAAAUGGCCAAGGCCCUGAUUGUCAAGGAAGAAGAAAUCAAGAGCAAUUCAGUCUCUCUGAGGGAAAUGUUGCUGGAAUACAAGAGGAUUAGGGAUGAGAUCCCAGCCGUGUUACAGCCUCCAAUGAAGCCUUUCUGUGACCGAGUAGAGGAGGCACUUCUUCCAGGAGUUACUGCCCUUACAUGGACAGCUCUCAAUGUGGAAGCCUACAUAGAAAACACAUACAAGGUGAUGGGCGAGCUGGAUAAACUCUCCAAGACAGUCAAGGACAUUCUGGACUGUCGCAUUGAGGCAGUGCUACAGGACAUGUCUGUCACCGCCCUGUGUGACCUCCCGGAGGACGAGCCCGUUACCAUGGACAAGUUCCUGGAGCUGACCGCCAGCGCUGUAGACAGCGCCUCCAAACAACUCGCCAAUCAAAGCCAGCUGGUAGAAAAGGCUGUGUAUGAGCUAGUAGACACAAUGAAAGGAAACUUGAAUGCCAAAGAGAAAGCAGCCCUGGCUGAGGGUGAAGGAACAUCUGAGACAGACUGCUAUUACGCCCUGCUGAAUUACUUCACCCAGAGAAACACAGAGGCCCUGGUCAAAUGCACCCGUCUGUCGCUGGACGCCAUCAAGAGGAGACUCCAGAUCUUCAACAAGUACAGCAAGGAUGCUGACAAAAUGGACUCCAAGCCCCCGCUGUUCCGGGCCGACAUUGUGCUUGCCAUUCCUAACGUGGUCCUGAAGCCCAGCCUGGAUGAUCUUCAGUCCGCCCUCAACAAGGCGGUGCAGCUGAUACUGAAGACUUCCCAGGACAUUCCCCAGUGGGAACACCUUAUCUACCACCAGAAACAGCAGCAAAAGAUACCUGAGAGGUCCUCACGAGGUGAAGGAAAGGAAAUGGAGCAGUUGGCAGCUGACCAAGGAGAGGAGGCCAAGAUGAUGCCCAACUCCAUGAUCAAGCCACUGCACAAAAUCAUCGCCGAGCACAAAGAUGUGACCAAGAUCGUGAUCCAGCUCAACUCUAUCAUCACUCAGAACAAGAUGGAGGCCCAAGAAGUGCUCGACAUCUUCACCAAGGAUAGCCACCUCUGGGAUAAGGAACCAGAAGCCACCGUCAAAGAAUUCAUGACAACCAACCCUAUACUUACUGAGAUUGAAGCCCAGAUCAGAUAUUACCAGAAACUCGAGACGGAGAAGGAAGAGAUGCAACCCAGUUACCGAGUAGGAGCCACCUUGUUGAGCACGGAACCACUCAAACUGGCCUUGAUCACCGAGGCCAAGAACUGGAAGAUGGCCUACGCCAAGGCCCUGAAUGAAAAGUGUGCCCAUGAGAUGGACGAGAUCUUGGACUUCAUCGAAAAUCUCACCAAGCGACUGUCUCGACCCGUCAAGGACUUGGACGAUGUCCGCGCCCACAUGGCGGCGUUGGCCGAGAUUCGGGAGGCAGAGAUCCGCAUCGACAUGACGAUCACUCCCAUGGAAGAGAGCUACGCCAUGCUGAACAAGUACAACAUUUUCUUUAAUGAUGGCAAUGCUGAGAGAGUGGACACCCUGUCCUACGGCUGGAAGAAGCUGAUCGCUCAGUCACAGCAAGUCCAGAACCAUCUGCUGAAGAUUCAGCCCGAAUUCAAGUCUGACCUUUUGGCUGGAGUGGAACAGUUCAAGAAAGACAAUGAUGUCUUUGUUGGGGACUACGACUCUAAGGGUCCCAUGGAAGACGGCAUUCAUCCACGAGAAGCAUCAGAUAGACUGAACAUUUACCAGGCCCGAUUCGACGAGUUAUGGAGGAAGUACACCACAUACUCUGGGGGUGAGGAGCUGUUUGGUCUGACUGUCACCCAGUACCCAGAACUACAGAAAAUCAGGAAAGAACUGAACCUUCUACAGAAACUCUAUCAGCUCUACAACAUCGUCCUAGAAAAUGUCAACGGAUAUCAGGAUAUCCCAUGGGUUGAGAUAGAUAUCGAGAAGAUCAACAAUGAGCUGCUUGAUUUUGGCAACAAAUGCCGUAAGCUUCCCAAAGCUUUGAAGGAAUGGCAGGCCUAUGAGGAGCUGAAGAAGACCAUUGAUGACUUCAACGAGACCUGUCCUCUUCUGGAGAUGAUGGCCAACAAAGCCAUGAUGCCUCGCCACUGGGAACGCAUCGCUCAGAUCACUGGACACACAUUUGAUGUGGAAGCUGACAACUUCCUGCUCAGAAACCUGAUUGAGGCUCCCCUGUUACAGUAUAAAGAGGACAUUGAGGAUGUGUGUAUCUCGGCCGUGAAAGAGAAGGACAUUGAAGCCAAGCUGAAGCAAGUGGUCAAUGAUUGGAGUGCCCAGGACUUCCAGUUCUCUAGCUUCAAGACCAGGGGUGAGCUCCUCCUGAAAGGUGACACCACCUCCGAGACGGUGGCACUGAUGGAAGACAGCUUGAUGGUGCUGGGAUCCCUCCUCAGCAACAGAUACAAUGCUCCAUUCAAGCCCAAAAUCCAGGAGUGGGUCCAGAAACUGACCGGCACGACUGAGAUCAUUGAGAACUGGCUGGUGGUGCAGAACUUGUGGAUCUACCUGGAGGCUGUAUUUGUGGGCGGUGACAUUGCCAAACAGCUGCCUCAGGAAGCCAAGCGCUUCAGCAACAUUGACAAGUCCUGGAUGAAGAUCAUGCAGAGGGCCCACGAGAUUCCUAAUGUGGUGCAGUGCUGCGUGGGAGACGACACUUUGAGUCAGCUCCUGCCUCAUCUUCUGGAACAGCUGGAGAUCUGUCAGAAGUCGUUGACUGGAUACCUGGAGAAGAAGCGUCUGGUCUUCCCCCGAUUCUUCUUCGUGUCUGACCCUGCCCUGCUGGAGAUUCUGGGUCAGGCCAGCGACUCUCACACCAUCCAAGCCCACUUGUUGAGCGUGUUUGACAACACCAAGACUGUGAGCUUCGACGAGAAGGUGUACGACAAGAUUCUUGCUCUCAACUCCCAGGAAGGAGAAAACGUCCCUCUGGAGGAACCAGUCAUGGCUCAGGGUAACGUGGAGAUCUGGCUGGGAGACCUGCUCCGUAUUUCCAGGAAGUCUCUCCACAGUAUCACCAGAUCCGCAGCCAUUAGCAUCGGAGAUCCCAGCUUCAAACUCAUUGAGUUCGAGAACAUGUUCCCAUCCCAGAUCGGUUUGUUGGGUCUCCAGAUGUUGUGGACCCGAGAUUCCGAGGAGGCUCUGAACAAUGCUAGAGUGGACAAGAAAGUUAUGCAGAACACCAAUCAGAAGUUCCUGGACAUUCUGAACGAGCUCAUUGCCAUGACAACCACUGAGCUCACCAAAAUUGAGAGAACUAAAUACGAGACCCUCAUUACAGUGCAUGUCCAUCAGAAAGACAUCUUUGAUGACUUGGUGAAGAUGCACAUUCGGUCGCCCAACGACUUUGAGUGGCUGAAGCAGUCCCGCUUCUACUUCAAGGAGGACACGGACCAGUGUCUGGUCUCCAUCACAGAUGUAGACUUUACCUACAUGAACGAGUUCCUGGGCUGUACCGACCGUCUGGUCAUCACCCCCCUCACUGACAGAUGUUACAUCACCCUGGCUCAGGCCCUGGGUAUGUCCCUGGGAGGUGCCCCAGCUGGUCCCGCUGGUACAGGAAAGACAGAGACCACCAAAGACAUGGGUCGCUGUCUGGGUAAAUACGUGGUGGUCUUCAACUGCUCCGAUCAGAUGGACUACAGAGGACUGGGGCGUAUCUACAAAGGAUUGGCCCAGUCAGGAUCAUGGGGUUGCUUUGACGAGUUCAACAGAAUUGAGUUGCCUGUGUUGUCCGUGGCUGCCCAGCAGAUUGCCAUUGUAUUGCUCUGUAAGAAGGAGAGGAAGUCGCAGUUCAUCUUCACCGACGGAGACAAUGUAGACAUGGACCCAGAGUUUGGCAUCUUCUUAACAAUGAAUCCAGGUUACGCAGGACGUCAGGAGCUGCCUGAGAAUUUGAAGAUCAACUUCCGUACAGUGGCCAUGAUGGUCCCUGACAGAGCCAUCAUCAUCCGCGUCAAGCUUGCCAGUUGUGGUUUCAUGCAGAACAUCAUUCUGGCCAAGAAAUUCUUCACCCUCUACAAACUGUGUGAGGAACAGCUGUCUAAGCAGGUCCACUACGAUUUCGGUCUGCGUAACAUUCUGUCUGUCUUACGUACUUUGGGAGCAUUCAAGCGAGCGAAUCCAGAGGACGCAGAAACUGUGAUCGUGAUGAGAGUGUUGCGUGACAUGAACUUAUCUAAGCUGGUGGAUGAGGACGAACCUCUGUUCAUGUCUCUCAUCGAUGACUUGUUCCCGGGAAUUACCCUUGACAAAGCAGGAUACCCAGAAAUUGAGGCAGCCAUUGAGAAAAAUGUGCUGGAAGCGGGAUUGAUUUUCCACGCCCCUUGGAUACUGAAACUGAUCCAGCUGUUCGAGACUCAGCGUGUCCGUCACGGCAUGAUGACCCUCGGACCCACUGGAGCCGGAAAGACCAAGUGUAUCCACAUGCUGAUGAAGGCUAUGACAGACUGUGGAGAGCCCCACAAGGAACUGAGGAUGAACCCCAAGGCCAUCAGCGCCCCCCAGAUGUUUGGUCGACUAGACGUAGCCACCAAUGACUGGACCGACGGAAUCUUCUCCACUCUGUGGAGAAGGACCCACAAAACUAAGAAGGGUGAGCAUGUGUGGUUGCUGUUGGACGGCCCUGUAGAUGCCAUCUGGAUUGAGAACUUGAACUCUGUGCUGGACGACAAUAAAACCCUGACCCUGGCUAACGGAGACCGUAUCCCCAUGGCUCCAAACUGCAAGAUCAUCUUUGAGGUACACAACAUCGACAACGCCUCCCCCGCUACUGUGUCCAGGAACGGCAUGGUGUUCAUGUCCAGCUCCAUCCUCGACUGGGAGCCCAUCCUUAAAGGAUGGUUGAACACUCGGCCAGCCAACCAACAAGACACAAUCAUGCAGACUUGUGAAUCCAUCUUCCCCAAGCUCUACCUGCAGGUCAUUCAGAAAUACGAACCCAAGAUGCAAAUUCUGGAGUGUAUGUACAUCCGCCAGCUUUGUGACUUGUUAGAGGGCCUGAUUCCCUCAGGGGAGGAGGCUAAAGACAUUAAAGUACCCCAUCUUCAGAGAAUCAUCAUCUUUGCCCACAUGUGGGCCCUGGGAGCUCUGCUGGAGCUGGAAGACAGGAAGAAGAUGGAGGACUGGAUGAAAGAGAAUGUCAGCAACCUGCCCCUUCCUCCAGCGUCCGGGGAUGACACCAUCUUUGAGUACAUGGUCGGAGAGACCGGAGAUUGGGAGCACUGGUCAGGACUGGUGCCCGAGUAUGUCUACCCCUCAGACUCUAUCCCCGAGUACACCGGAAUCCUGGUCCCCAACGUGGACAAUGUCAGGACGGACUACCUCAUCGGAACCAUUUCCAAACAGGGCAAGGCUGUUCUGCUGAUUGGUGAACAGGGUACAGCAAAAACUGUGAUGGUGCAGGGAUACUGUGGUAAAUUUGACCCAGAGCUACACAUGUUUAAGAGCUUCAACUUCUCCAGUGCUAGUACCCCUUACAUGUUCCAGAGAACCAUUGAGAGCUAUGUGGACAAGAGGAUGGGUACCACCUACGGACCACCGGCGGGGAAGAAGAUGACCGUGUUUGUUGAUGACAUUAACAUGCCCAUCAUCAACGAGUGGGGAGAUCAGGUGACCAAUGAGAUCACUCGACAGAUGAUGGAGGCCAGGGGUUUCUACAACCUGGAGAAGCCUGGAGAGUUCACCAACAUCGUGGACAUUCAGAUGAUCGCAGCCAUGAUUCACCCCGGUGGAGGCCGUAAUGACAUCCCUUCCCGUCUGAAGAGGCAUUUCAACAUCUUCAACUGCACCCUGCCCUCAAACAGCUCCAUUGACAAGAUCUUCAAAACCAUCGGCAAUGGAUAUUUCAUUACAGGGAGAGAAUUCCCGCAGGAGGUUUGUGAACUGGUUAACUCCCUUGUGCCUGCCACAAGAAAGGUGUGGCAACGGGUCAAGGUCAAGAUGUUGCCCACCCCCGCCAAGUUCCACUAUGUCUUCAACUUGCGUGACUUGAGCCGAAUCUGGCAAGGAAUGUUGAACACUACCCCUGAUAUUAUCAACAAUGCUGGCAAAAUGAUGUCGCUAUGGAAACACGAGUGCUUCCGUACCAUCGUGGACAGAUUCGUAGACAUUUCUGACAAGGACUGGUUUGAGAAGACGAUUAAACAGGUGGCGGAGGAAGAAUGUGGUUCGGCCGCUGUGGCUGAAAUGGAGGCUGAGCCUUACUUUGUAGACUUCCUGCGUGAGGCCCCUGAACCUACAGGUGAGGAGGCAGAUGAUGCUGAUCUGGAGGCCCCCAAGAUUUACGAGCCUAUCCCCUCACUCGACUUCCUGGCCGAGCGUCUGAAGUCCUACCAAGAACUGUACAAUGAAAGCAUCAGAGGAGCCAAAAUGGAUCUCGUGUUUUUCAAGGACGCCAUGACCAAUCUGGUGAAGAUCUCACGAGUGAUCCGUACCCCACGAGGCCACGCCCUCUUAGUGGGUGUGGGAGGGUCCGGUAAACAAAGCUUGACCAGACUGGCAUCCUUCAUUGCUGGCUACAAAAACUUCCAGAUCACCUUAUCCAGGUCGUACAACGUGAGCAACUUGCUGGAGGAUUUGAAGUUCCUGUACCGCACUGCUGGCCAGCAGGGCAAGGGAAUCACCUUCAUCUUCACAGACAACGAAAUCAAGGACGAAGGCUUCCUGGAGUACAUGAACAACAUUCUGUCCUCUGGAGAGGUCUCUGGUCUGUUUGCCAGAGAUGAGAUGGAUGAGAUCUUGCAAGAACUGAUCGGAGAAAUGAAGAAGGAUUUCCCCCGCCGUCCUCCCACUAAUGAAAACCUGUAUGACUAUUACUUGUCUAGGUGUCGACAGAAUCUUCACGUGGCUCUCUGCUUCUCACCUGUUGGAGAAAAGUUCCGCAGCAGAUCGCUGAAGUUCCCGGGGCUGAUUUCUGGCUGUACCAUGAACUGGUUCCAGCGCUGGCCCAAGGAUGCCCUGAUUGCCGUCUCCAACCAUUUCCUGGCAGAAUUUGACAUUUCCUGCACCCCAGCUGUCAAAACCGCUGUCCAGGGGACCAUGGGUCUGUUCCAGGAUCUUGUGGCAGAGAUGUGCAUUGAGUAUUUCCAGAGGUUCCGUCGUCAGACGUAUGUCACCCCCAAGUCCUAUCUGUCCUUCAUCGCUGGCUACAAGACCAUCUACAGCGAAAAGAAAGGCGAGAUUGGAAUUCUGGCCGAGAGAAUGAAUACUGGUCUGAAGAAACUAGUGGAGGCCACAGAGUCUGUGAACGAACUGUCCAAAGAACUGGCUGUGAAGGAGAAGGAGUUAGCCGUGGCCUCCAAGAAGGCCGACCAGGUGUUGGCUGAGGUGACCGUCAGUGCCCAGGCCGCUGAGAAAGUGAAGGCCAACGUACAGGUGGUGAAGGACAAGGCCCAGAACAUCGUAGACACCAUCUCCGUGGACAAGGCAGCCGCUGAGGAGAAACUGGAGGCAGCAAGGCCGGCCUUGGAGGAGGCCGAGGCUGCGCUCCAGACCAUCAAGCCCGCCCACAUCUCCACGGUCAGGAAGCUGGGGAAACCCCCCCACCUGAUCAUGAGGAUCAUGGACUGUGUGCUGUUGCUGUUCCAGAAACGUCUGGAGUCAGUGCAACAGGACCCAGAGAGACCUUGUGUCAAGCCGUCAUGGUCAGAUGCCUUGAAACUUAUGAGCAGCAGUGGCUUCUUGAACGGUCUCAUGACAUUUAACAAGGACACAAUUAAUGAAGAGACAGUGGAGCUGUUACAGCCUUACCUGAUGAUGGAGGACUACACACUAGAGACCGCCCAGAAAGUCUGUGGUGACGUAGCCGGUCUCUGCUCCUGGACCAAAGCCAUGGCCUUCUUCUACGGCAUCAACAAAGAAGUCCUGCCUUUGAAGGCAAACUUGGCAGUGCAGGAGGCCCGUCUACAGUCAGCCAUGAGGGACCUAAACGAAGCUCAGGCUCAGCUUGACGAUAAGAACAAGGAGCUGGCAGCUGUAAUGGCCAUGUAUGACGCGGCCAUGAAAGAGAAACAGGCAUUAGUGGAUGAUGCUGAGGCCUGCAGGAGAAAGAUGAACAAUGCGACCGCCCUGAUUCAGGGUCUGUCUGGGGAGAGAAUCCGAUGGACUGAGGCCAGUAAGGGGUUCCAGGCCCAGAUCCACCGACUGGUGGGCGACGUCCUACUCUGUACAGGCUUCCUGUCUUACACCGGCCCCUUCAACCAGGAGUUCCGUAACCUCAUUUUGAAGAACUGGAAGAAAGAGAUGAUUGCCCAGAAAAUCCCCUUCAGUGAUGACCUGAAUAUCGUGUCUAUGUUGGUGGAUAAUGCCACUAUCUCUGAGUGGAAUCUGGAAGGUCUGCCCAAUGAUGAGCUGUCAAUUCAGAACGGCUUGAUCGUGACCAAAGCCUCACGCUUCCCCCUGCUGAUCGAUCCACAGGGCCAGGGCAAAUCUUGGAUCAAGAAGAGAGAGAGCAAGAACGAACUGCAGGUUACCGCCCUCAACCACAAGUACUUCCGAGCCCACCUUGAGGACAGCCUGUCCCUGGGGCGACCCCUCAUUAUUGAGGACGUGGGUGAGGAGCUAGACCCCGCCUUGGACAACGUGCUGGAAAAGAACUUUAUCAAGUCAGGUUCCACCUUCAAGGUGAAAGUGGGAGACAAGGAGGUUGAUGUGAUGAACGGAUUCCGUCUGUACAUCACCACAAAGCUGGGUAACCCCACCUACACCCCAGAAGUGUCCGCCCGCACCUCCAUCGUAGAUUUCACUGUCACAAUGAAAGGUCUGGAGGACCAACUGCUAGGUGUUGUCAUCUUGACAGAGAAACAGGAAUUGGAGCAGGAGAGAGUGUCUUUGAUGGAAGAGGUAACAGCCAACAAGAGGAAGAUGCAGGAGCUGGAAGACAACCUUCUGUACAGGCUGACCUCCACUCAGGGCUCACUGGUGGAAGAUGAGUCCCUGAUCCAAGUACUGCAGGUCACCAAGGCCACAGCAGAAGAUGUCAGCGAGAAACUCAAGGUGGCUGCUGAGACCGAGAUCAAAAUCAACUCGGCUCGUGAGGAGUUCAGACCUGUAUCCAACAGAGGCAGUAUCCUGUACUUUGUGAUUGUGGAGAUGAGCAUGGUCAACUGUAUGUACCAGACCUCCCUGAAGCAGUUCUUGGAGCUGUUCGACCUGUCCAUGCACAACUCCCAGAAGUCCCCCAUCACCAGCAAGCGUAUUAACAACAUCAUUGAGUACCUGACGUUUGAGGUGUUCCGCUACACCGCCCGGGGCCUGUAUGAGGUGGACAAGUUCCUGUACACCACCCUCCUGACCUGUAAGGUGGAGCUGAACCAGGGCAAGAUCCGGAUGGAGGAGUUCCAGACGUUCAUCAAGGGAGGUGCCGCCCUGGAUCUGAAUGCCGUGGAGCCCAAACCCAAGAAGUGGAUCUCGGACAUCACCUGGCUCAACUUGGUGGAGCUGAGCAAGCUGGGACAGUUCAGCCAGAUCUGUGGUCAAGUGGCCAGGAAUGACAAGGCCUGGAAAGCAUGGUUUGAUGAAGAUGCCCCAGAGGAAUGUACCAUUCCUGACGGCUACUCCACUACUCUAGAGACAUUCCGGAAACUGCUCCUUAUCAGAUCUUGGUGCCCAGACAGAACAAUUCCAAUGGCAAAGACGUACAUUGCAGAGGCAAUGGGACCCAGGUUUGCGGAAAGCGUCAUCCUAAACUUGGAGGAAAUGUGGAAGGAAUCCAACAUCCGCACUCCCAUGGUGUGUUUCCUGUCCAUGGGUUCUGACCCGACAGAGAACAUCAUGGCCCUGGCCAAGAAAAAGAACAUCAAGUGUGGCUACAUCUCCAUGGGACAAGGGCAGGAGGUUCACGCCCGCCGUCUUAUCUCCUCCUCCAUGCAGGACGGCUCCUGGGUGCUCCUCCAGAACUGCCAUCUUGGACUUGACUUCAUGGAUGAAUGCUUGGAUUCUGUUACGUCAGCAGAGAAUGUGAACGAUGCCUUCAGACUAUGGAUGACCACUGAGGAACACAAGAAGUUCCCCAUCAAUCUCCUGCAGAGCUCCAUCAAGUUCACCAAUGAACCUCCACAAGGUGUCAAAGCUGGACUCAAGAGGACAUAUGCCCUCAUCACACAGGAACAACUGGAGUACACCAACCUGCCGCAGUGGAAGCCCAUGCUGUACGGGGUGGCCUUCCUCCAUACCACCGUCCAGGAGAGGAGGAAGUUCGGACCCAUCGGAUGGAACAUCCCCUACGAGUUCAACCAGGCUGACUUUACUUCCACUGUCCAAUUUAUUCAGAACCAUCUGGAUGACAUAGACCCCAAGAAGGGUGUUUCUUGGAACACAGUCAGAUACAUGGCAGGUGAGGUACAGUAUGGAGGACGUGUCACAGACGAUUAUGACAAGCGACUUUUGAACACGUACUGUAAGGUGUGGUUCAGUGAGGCCAUGUUCUCGGACAGCUUCCAGUUCUACACCGGCUACAAGAUCCCGCGCUGUAAGAAUCUGGACGAGUACCGGGCCUACAUCGAGACCUUGCCCCUCAGAGACUCACCAGAGUGCUUCGGUCUUCACUCCAAUGCAGACAUUACGUACCAGACCAAUACAUCCAACACCAUGCUCUCCAACAUUGUGGACAUUCAGCCAAAAGACGCCGGCGGUGGUGGCGGUGAGACCAGAGAAGCUGUGGUGUACAGACUGGCCGACGACAUGCUGGAGAAGCUGCCACAGGACUAUGUACCACACGAGGUCAAAGACAGGCUGAGAAAGAUGGGCAUGCUGCAGCCCAUCAACAUCUUCCUCCGCCAGGAGAUCGACAGAAUGCAGAGGGUCAUCACCCUAGUGCGCACCACCCUGUCCGACCUCAAACUGGCCAUCGACGGAACCAUCAUCAUGAGUGAGAACCUCCGUGACGCGCUGGACAACAUGUUCGACGCCCGUAUCCCCACCAUUUGGAAGAAGAUCUCCUGGGAGUCGGCCACCCUCGGGUUCUGGUUCACCGACCUCUUGGACAGAAACCAGCAGUUCUCCACCUGGCUGUUUGAUGGACGACCCACUUCUUUCUGGAUGACCGGAUUCUUCAACCCUCAGGGUUUCCUGACUGCCAUGAGACAGGAGAUUACCCGCGCCCACAAGGGCUGGGCUUUGGACGCCGUGGUACUGGACAACGAGAUCACCAGGAUGAUGAAGGAGGACAUUCACACCCCGCCCAACGAAGGUGUGUACAUCUACGGCCUGUUCCUGGAUGGGGCCGGCUGGGACCGCAGGAACUGUCGCCUGGUAGAGCCCACCCCCAAGGUCCUGUACACUCCCCUCCCGGUCGCCCACGUUUUUGCCACCAACGUGGACAAGCCCAGCAAGGCCACAAACCUGUAUGAGUGUCCCGUCUACAAGAAACCUCGUCGUACCGACUUGACCUACAUCUUCCCGCUGCUUCUAAAGACCAACAAGAACCCCGACCACUGGAUCCUGCGUGGUGUCGCUCUGUUGUGCGACAUCAAAUAAACUUGCAAUCCAACUUCAAAAUAUUGUUAAUACGUGAACUUUAAAAAAAAAAAUUUUCUUUUUCACUACAGUGUGGAUUUUUUUUCUUUUUUGCCAUUUCUGAUUGACUUCCCCUGAUAAAAUGUGUGAUACAUAUAUAAUAUAUUUACCGGUAUCUGCUAAACCUGGACUAUAUGAUAUAUAUUAUAUUUGAAAGAAAAUUCGAUGAACACUGUCUGCAAGACAUUGUUGAGAGACUUUGUUUUUCUUUAAAUAUUAUUAAAUAUUUUAGCCAUCCGUCCAGUAAUAUUCCUAACCAGAGCAGUAUUUUUGUACGAUUAUUUCUGGGUGUGUUCUUUUUUUAAAUAUUUUCCCUUUAUGAUAUACAUGAAUUAUCGAACUUAACACGGAUUUGUCUUCUGACCAUUAUUUAUAUUUUAUUUAAUUUAUUAAUUUACUCCAUUUGUUGUUAUACAUGCACCAAGAAAUGUUGUUUUGUUACAUGUUUACAUUUAUAUAAAGAAAAGCUGAAUUUUGUGUUGAUUUGAAACAAUAAAAUAUAACUCAUUA
Molecule: messenger RNA, 14645 nt
Organism: Magallana angulata
Lineage: Eukaryota; Metazoa; Mollusca; Bivalvia; Ostreida; Ostreidae
Product: dynein axonemal heavy chain 5-like
Exons: 61
Coding region: 285-14096 (4603 amino acids)
Biological process (GO): microtubule-based movement
Cellular component (GO): dynein complex
Molecular function (GO): ATP hydrolysis activity; dynein light intermediate chain binding; ATP binding
Source: RefSeq, a predicted model, not a curated record